AAAUAAAUAAAUAAAAUAAAUGUAUCAAACACCACGGGUAAUUUCCUUGACGUUCUUUUCGUUUCCAAAAACUAAAUAUACAUGACAAUCCUGCCAUCAGCCAUGCUAUGGCUGUUCCAAUAGCACUUUUCUCCGCCCAAUUUUCCACUCCACUUCUAACAAAUUCACUCCCUUCUUCCCCAGUCUUAAAACGUUUCUCUUGUUCAUCAUCAAUUCCCAUGGAACACUAUAGUGAUAAUCGUCAAUUGAAAUUCAAGGAAUUUCCUUAUGUGUCUGUUCCACAUAAGGAGUUAAUGGUGGAACUUGUAUCUACUCUGGAGAAUCGGCUUGGAACAUCUCUACUUCCUUGUACUUUGCCUUCAGAUGUGCAGUACUUUGAAAAUCAAACGGGUACUGCUCAUGGUUCUCUCUAUGUCAGAUCUGGAAACUCAGCUUCUCAGGUUGAUUUCAUACUUGGUAGUUGGGUUCAUUGCAACUUACCCACAGGUGGAGCGUUGAAUAUUACAAGCCUUUCAGCAUAUUUGAGACCUUCAACUGAUGCACCAAACUUCUUAAUUGAAGUUAUAUGCAGCAGUCCAACAACUCUCAUCCUCAUUCUUGAUUUACCUCCGCGAAAGGACCUUGUCCAACAUCCCGAUUACCUUAAGACCUUUUAUGAAGACACACAGUUAGACAAGCAGAGACAACUUCUCGAAACCGAACCUACACAACCCAUUCAAAUUGAUGAACUUAUUCGGGAUCACAUAAGUCCUGUUGCUAAGGUAAUGCUGGAUACAUGGUUGGAUCUGUGUGCUUGUGCUGAGAGAAGAUUGACAGAUGAUGAAAGUAAAACUGUGGCUAAAAGGGAUCGAAUAAAUAGGAACAAGACUAUUGAGAUAGAUCUUGAAUCAAGUUUUCCUAGGCUUUUCGGGCAAGAAGUAGCGAACCGGGUUUUAGGAGUACUAAGGGAAAUCUACAACAGUUGAAUCUCUUGUUCUGAGAAUGCAGAAGGUGAUUAUUGCAUGUAACUUGUCUAUUCUUCAACUUACAGUACAAUUAAAUACAGAAGGUGAUUAUUGCAUGUAACUUGUCUAUUCUUCAACUUACAGUACAAUUAAAAGAAGUAACUUGAGAGUAACUAUAAAAGUUGUAUUCUUCUAUUUGGAUCCA
This is a messenger RNA of Capsicum annuum, 1149 nucleotides long. RefSeq names its product red chlorophyll catabolite reductase, chloroplastic. Gene Ontology annotation, cellular component: chloroplast. NCBI's taxonomy places the organism in Eukaryota, Viridiplantae, Streptophyta, Magnoliopsida, Solanales, Solanaceae. Bases 108 to 965 code for a protein of 285 amino acids. Gene Ontology annotation, molecular function: red chlorophyll catabolite reductase activity. The transcript has 3 exons. The record is from RefSeq and is a predicted model, not a curated record. Gene Ontology annotation, biological process: chlorophyll catabolic process.